AUGAUUAUUAUUAUUAUUAUUAUUCUCCUCCUUCUUUUUUCUUCUUCUCGUCCUUCCCCUCCUCAUUCUUCUUCUUCUUCUUCUUCUUCUUCUUCUUCUUCUUCUUCUUCUUCUUCUUCUUCUAUAUUUUCGUUUCAUUUCUUUCUUUCUGUCUUAACGCUUUGUUUUCAUAUUUAUUUAUUUUUUUUUUCUUUCUUUCCCUCUUUUUUUUUUCUUUCUUUCCCUCUUUUUUUUUUCUUUCUUUCCCUCUUUUUUUUUCUUUCUUUCCCUCUUUUUUUUAAGGUUUUCCCUUUUUUUUUUUUUUUUCUUUCAUUUUCUUUUUUUUCUUUCUUUCCCUCUUUUUUUUUCUUUCUUCCAUUUUCUGUGUCUAUUCCUUCGUUAUCACAAGUUUAUGUAAGGUUUUUCUUUCUUUCUUUCUUUUUUUUUCUUUCUUCCAUUUUCUGUGUCUAUUCCUUCGUUAUCACAAGUUUAUGUAAGGUUUUUCUUUCUUUCUUUUUUUUUCUUUCUUCCAUUUUCUGUGUCUAUUCCUUCGUUAUCACAAGUUUAUGUAAGGUUUUUCUUUCUUUCUUUCUUUUUUUUUCUUUCUUCCAUUUUCUGUGUCUAUUCCUUCGUUUUCUUUCUUUCUUUUUUUUUUUUUUCUUUCCAUUUUCUGUGUCUAUUCCUUCGUUAUCACAAGUUUAUGUAAGGUUUUUCUUUCUUUCUUUUUUUUUUUUUUCUUCCAUUUUCUGUGUCUAUUCCUUCGUUAUCACAAGUUUAUGUAAGGUUUUUCUUUCUUUCUUUCUUUCUUCAUGCUUUCUUUUCAUACUUCUUUUUUUUUUUUCUUCGCCUCUUUUUUCUUUCUUUCAUGUUCGUUUUUGUUUGUUUGUUUGUUUCUUUCUUUUUUUAUCACACACUUUUCCAAUGCUUUUUCUUUCUAAGACUUUUUAG
Molecule: messenger RNA, 927 nt
Organism: Acanthosepion pharaonis
Lineage: Eukaryota; Metazoa; Mollusca; Cephalopoda; Sepiida; Sepiidae
Source: the annotation of a GenBank genome assembly